Molecule: messenger RNA, 5860 nt
Organism: Coregonus sp. 'balchen'
Lineage: Eukaryota; Metazoa; Chordata; Actinopteri; Salmoniformes; Salmonidae
Source: the annotation of a GenBank genome assembly
AUGCUGAGAAAGAAGGAGGAAGUGGAAGAGAAGGAGGGUUCAAUAGUCCCCAAGGCUGCAAUAGAGGUUUGUCCAUAUUAGUCCAAGUGUGACACUGACACCAAAGUAAGGUCUGAAUGUUGUGCUUGAAAUUCACCUAAUUCCAAGACUCCCUGUGCCUAUUUUGGAGUGCCGGAAAGGCGAUACCCUGAGCACCUCCUUGCUCCUCCCUCUCUCUCUUACUUUCCUCAGCUCCCUCUUUUCUUGCCAAACUUGAUGGUGCAGCUAAAGUUAGCCCCCUUGAGCUAGUAUAUAAGGCCUCAAGGGGCCAACACAAACAUGUCAGUCACAUCGGCUUGGCAUAAGCUUCUCUUCUUGACCAACCAAAUCCCCCACAAACUCUAAAGAGAUGGUGAGUGUGUUUGCAUUCCUCUCAAUUGAGAAUAGUUUCUAGGGUCUAGGAUUGUCUUCAAUAAACUAACAACUUAAAGCAUCAUUGAUUGUAGGAUACCAAUGCAAACUGGAUAAUGGCAAUACAAUGGACUGAAUUACAUUUUAAAGGCUUCUAGAACAGUUUCCCAAACUAUGGUUGGGACCCAUUGGUGGAAGCUGUUUCCUCCCUGGGCUAAAGACCCAAGACCAAGUCUUGUGGCUUAAUACUCUGAUUUUGUUCAAUUGGUGCAUCAAAGGGAAAUACUUAAAGGAUGUUUGGGGACCACUGCUCUAGAGGCCUCUAAGAUAUUACAGAAUCUUAGCCAAUUUGGACGCUACAACCGAACAGGCCAAGUGCCUUUUAUACAACUCACCUUUCUUCGAAAGCCUUAUGCUGAUAAAGUGUGACUUGAAUUGGUACAACUUAUUCAAACAAAAGCUAAAAGCACCCAGGCAUAGAAAUCUGACAAUGACAAGUCAAUGACAGAGGAAUCAUUCUCAAAAUAUUGUUGAAUUACCUUAGGGAGUUCCUCUACCUCUUGCUACUGUGGAGGUCCAAGACGUUUUGGCCCAGAAUGACCCAGAGUGGCAUGGAUGGCCCAAACAGGCUGUUACAGUAAAUUGUUGGUUGUGUUGGCUGUGUUUACUGUGAGUUAAAUGACAUGUCCUGUUCAUCGUUGACCCCCAGGCACCCAAGAAGGCCAAGAGGAAGCAGCAGCAGGGAGAGGGUGGAUCCUCUAAUGUGUUCUCCAUGUUUGAGCAAAGCCAGAUCCAGGAGUACAAGGAGGUACGUUUUUGGGGGGAUUUUCUGCCACACCUACACUAUUUUCACUAGAUAUCAAUGCUUGGUCAAGUAGUUGUAAUAAGUCAGCCGACAUAGUUAUUGGGAUACAUGAUAUUGUAACAUCUCCACGCAUCACAUGGGGAUCCCAUUGAAAGAGGUUUGCAAAAGCCAAAAUAGACAAACAACCCAUUGACUUAGUAAUAGGUAAGACAGGACAUCCUAAGGUAGGUGGCGUCCUCAUUGGUGGCGUUCACAUUUUACUGUCUCUAUCACUGUGGGCGUGAUGGAAGUGAUAGCCGUCAUAGAGCUGGACAGACAUAGACUUGAUUCGAUUACGUUUUUGGGCUCCAGUUGACCCCCCCAAAAACAAAUCGUCACCAGCAGGAGACAACCGUAAAUUACUUAGUUGCUGAUGACAGCGGUCACCUGGGAUAGGUCACUACCCAGCAAACCGGGAACAUUUCCCAGAACAUUAGCUUAGAGACCCAUUAAGUUCUAGUUAGGGUUUUAUCUAACAUUAGGAUGAUAACAUCCUGUUUUUCAGAAAAUGUUUAAAAUAAAAUAUCCUUGGAAUGUUCUCCUAACAGUCACUAAAAUGUUGUGCACAACAUCUGUAACAACCACCACAGAACAUUCCCCAAAUGUUCACCUUUAGGUUUCCAGGUAAUUCAAUAACACAAUCUACUUGUAAAGAACUACAUGUGUUCUGGGAACGUUCUUGCAACAUCAGGCAAAGGUUUUAUACAGACAUUGUAUAAUCAUCAGCACAACUGGACAGUUUUUGUGUUAUGAGAACAUUUGCUGCAACCUAAGGAAUGUUCUGGGAACUUUCACAGAACCAAUUUUGGUUUGCUGGGUAGUCUUCCCCAGCACCCCCUCUCAGAACCCUUCCCUGUGACCCCCUGGAAUGUGUUGCCCAACAGCUGGUAGAUGCUAAUGCUAGCGCUAGUGGGUGGGUGAAGACGAGAAAGGGAGCCAGAAUUUACGAGAGACCCCUAGACUUGAAGACGUUGAAGGCCUCUAUUUACGGAAAAGGCAAUCAACCAACCUGUGCCUCUGCUCAGCCAGAAUAGCUUUUGUGACACCUAGGCUUUGCUCUUUGAGCUGGUGUGAAAUAGCCUACUAGUUGUUAAAACCAUGUAGAAAUGUUCACAGUGGAAGUUCUCCCAACAUUUAGGAGAGCACAACCUAAUCAGAGAGGUAGAGAAAUUACAAUAAUUUGGGAAACUGAUAACAAUUUGUACGAUUUAAAAAGGGGAAAAAUGUGAAGUGUGUCAGAGUCUUUGGGUAUAUCCCUGUCUUUGGGUGAUUGAUUUGGCCAAUUGGAGACAUGAGGGGGUAAAAAAAGGAACAGGGGUUGGGGGCAGAGGGAUUAGUCAGGGAAGGGGGCGAGGGGUGUAAGGGGAGGGGUGUUAGGGGUGUAAUCAAUACCGGAUCCUAAAUGUCGCAAGAGGCUUGCCUGACGUCCCGAGACCAUUUUACCACCUUAAAAAGACAAGUGGCGGGCCAGCUGCCAAGUCCCCUGUGUGCUCUAAAGCCUUCUUGGGUUUCACCUGAGUGACACAUGCAGCUAUGUGGGGAGAGAGGAGAGAGACCUUUUCACAUUUAUCUUGACGGACUAUCUUGGGAAAAUCUUGUGAAUUGUGAUAUAAAUAUUCCCGCCACUCAAGUUUCACAAUGCAGUGCACCCUAGUUUUGUCACUUACACACUGUCUAUUAUCAUCGACUAGUCUAAUGAAUUUUGAAAUUAGGUGACUGAGGUCAUGGAAAUGCAUUUCAAUAGGGUACCGGGUAGUGUGAUAACAUUAGCUUAUUUUCAUAUGCUUCUAAGCAAUAUAAAUAUUACAUUUACAUAAUACUGUCAUGUUAACAUGAUCGAUGUCAUUUGGAUUGCCCCACAGUGAAUUAUAUGGUAUCAAAUCUCUCAUCUGCUUCGCUUCCUGCCAGGCUUUCACAAUCAUUGACCAGAACAGAGAUGGCAUCAUCAGCAAGGAUGAUCUUAGGGACGUGCUGGCCACUAUGGGUCAACUGAACGUGAAGAAUGAGGAGUUGGAAGCCAUGAUCAAGGAGGCCAGCGGUCCCAUCAACUUCACCGUCUUCCUCACCAUGUUUGGCGAGAAGCUGAAGGGUAGGUCAACUGCUAGGAGCGAUUUAUAUCUUUUUCACAUUACUCAGCUGAACCAAGCCGAGCUGUACUGGCCUGGUUAUUCAUCCAUCAUACACUGAGUAUACCAAACAUUAAGAACACCUUCCUAAUAUUGAGUUGCACCCCCCAACACACACCUUUUGCCCUCAGAACAGCUUCAAUUUGUUUCUGGGGCAUGGACUCUACGAGGUGUCGAAAGCGUUCCACAGGGAUGCUGGCCCAUGUUGACGCCAAUGCUUCCCACAGUUGGCUGGAUGUCCUUUAGGUGGUGGACCAUUCUUGAUAGCUUUUCUUAAUGAGAGUGAGCAGUCAGAUAUUUGAGUCCCUAUUUCUAUACUUUCUAUACUUUCUGUAUAGUGAAUAUGAACUAGUUGCAUAGUUACAUAUCUACACUGAACAAAAAUAUAAACUCAACAUGCAACAAUUUCUAAGAUUUUACUGAGUUGAAAUAAAUUAAUUGGGCCCUAAUCUAUGGAUUUCACAUGACUGGGAAUACAGCUAUGCAUCUUUUGGUCACAGAUACCUUAAAAAAAAAAGUAGGGGCGUGGAUCAGAAAACCAAUCAGUAGCUGGUGUGACCACCAUUUUGCCUCAUGCAGUGCGACACAUCUCCUGUGCAUAGAGUUGAUCAGGCUGUUAAUUGUGGCCUUUGGAAUGUUGUCCCACUCCUCUUCAAUGGCUGUGUGAAGUUGCUGGACAUUGGCAGGAACUGAAACCCACUGUCGUACACGUCCAUCCAGAGCAUCCCAAACAUGCUCAAUGGGCGACAUGUCUGGUGAGUAUGCAGGCCAUGGAAGAACUGGGACAUUUUCAGCUUCCAGAAAUUGUGUACAGAUCCUUGCGACAUGAGGCCGUGCAUUAUCAUACUGAUGGCGGCGGAUGAAUGGCACGACAAUGAGCUUCAGGAUCUCUUCACGGUAUAUCUGUGCAUUCAAACUGCCAUCAAUAAAAUGCAAUUGUGUUCCUUGUCCAUAGCUUAUGCCUGCCCAUACCAUAACCCCACCACCACCAUGGGGCACUCUGUUCACAAUGUUGACAUCAGCAAACCACUCGCCCACACGACGCCAUACACACUAUCUGCCAUCUGUCCUCUACAGUUGAAAUCGGGAUUCAUCCGUGAAGAGCACACUUCUCAGCAUGCCAAUUGCACGCUUCCUCAAAACUUGAGACAUCUAUGGCAUUGUGUUGUGUGACAAAACUGCACAUUUUAGAGUGGCCUUAAAUUGUCCCCAGCACAAGGUGCACCUGUGUAAUGAUAAUGCUGUUUAAUCAGCUUCUUGAUAUGCCACACCUGGCAGGUGGAUGGAUUAUCUUGGCAAAGGAGAAAUGUUCACUAAAAGGGAUCUAAACAAAUUUGUGCACAACAUUUGAGAGAAAUAUGCUUUUUGUGCGUAUGGAACAUUUCUGGGGUCUUUUAUUUCAGCUUCAAACAUUGGACCAACACUUUACAUGUUGCGUUUAUAUUUUUGUUCAGUAUAAGUUACUAUAAAAUGUACAUAUAUUAUACACAUAAAGUUUUGUUUGUUUAUACUUCUACUGCUUUUCUUAGUCCAUCAGUUUUAGUCGAUCACUUUUCUUAGUCCAUCACUUCUGUGUCCAUCACUGUGAGUUUGAGGUAAUAUAGAAUUUAACUGAGGAUCCUCUUCUUCCCUUCCUCUUAGGUGCUGAUCCCGAGGAUGUUAUCGUGAGCGCUUUCAAGGUCCUGGACCCCGAGGCUACCGGCUUCAUCAAGAAGGAAUUGUACGUGUUUUCACCCUGUACCCUUUCCUUCCAUUACUCUUCUAUAAAUUCACUCACAACAUCUUUAGGUAGUCUUUAUGUGUGCCCUGGUUGAUAAUUCUCUCUCUCUCUCUUUUCCUACCUCUUUCCUUUCCUCUCCAGCAUUGAGGAGCUCCUGACCACCCAGUGCGACAGGUUCACUGCUGAGGAGGUGAGAGAUCUAUCAUUCUAUCAGUCAUUCAGUCAUUUAGAGCGACAUUUUCUUAGUGCCAAAGCACUGUGCAAAUAGCAAAAAAUACCAUAAACCUCUUUGGAAUCUCGCAGGGAUUUAAUUUGAAACUUUUCUUCAACAAUAUGGUUCAAAAGGGGGUGUACAAUUAGUACAUUACGUAAACUGAGCAAUACAUAAACAAUCACCUUUAUAAUGCACAUUGUUAAAGACAUUUUCGAAAUUAAACCACAUUGAGAUUAUAAUGAGAUUAACAUUAUUUCUUGCUCUUUGCACAGUGCUUUUGCUCUACGAAUAUUUUGCCCUAAGAGCAACAUGGUGUUUGAGCUUUCAUGAUAUGGUUAUUUAGAGUAAUAAUGAAUUACAUUAUGUUUAUGUGUGCUGUCUGACACUGAACUUUGUCCAUUUUCCUGCAAUGGUUCCCAGUUGUAAGCCUCUCCUUCUCCUUCUGUCUUCCUCUCCCUCAGAUGACCAACCUGUGGGCUGCCUUUCCCCCAGAUGUGGCUGGCAACGUAGACUAUAAACAGAUCUGCUACGUCAUCACACACGGAGAGGAGAAGGAGGAUGAGUAA